Trichomonas vaginalis G3 is the source of this 3000-nucleotide messenger RNA. RefSeq names its product biological adhesion protein. The transcript has a single exon. Lineage: Eukaryota; Parabasalia; Trichomonadida; Trichomonadidae. The record is from RefSeq and is a predicted model, not a curated record. The coding region runs from base 1 to 3000 and encodes 999 amino acids.
AUGACCGAAGUUAAUCCUGAAUGGCGCUAUCGCAUCAGCAAGAAGAUUGCUGAGUUGACAAAGGUCGUUUUUAGGCUACAUGCAGAUAGCAUUGAUCAUAAAGAUGACAUUCAGAACUUAAAAGCAAGAUAUGAAGCAGAAAUUGAGGAAAUUAUGGAAAAAUCAAAAGAAAACCUAGCAGAAGCAGAAAAAGAAUCCGAGCAGUACCAUGUUUUAAUCGAAAAUACAGUUAAAACAGAAUUUGAAACAAAAUUUGAAGCAACAAAAGCACAAUUCGAAGCUGCAAAAGCAAAACUUGAACAGGAAUCUUCUAGAGCUAUAGAAAACGCCACUAAGCGCUUGAAUGAACUCAAAGCUCAAGUAGAAGAAUUAAGAAAACGUGCUGAAGCUGCAAACGCAACAUUCUCACAAGCAAACGAGGAAAUUCAAAGAAUACAUUCACAAGUUACUUCUCAAAUUGAAGCAAAAAGGCAAAACGAACUAGAAUCACAUAUCAACGAUGCGAAUGCAAAAUAUCAAGCACUUCUUGAGUCCACACAAAAGAAGGAAGCUGAACUCAAAGCCAAAUACGAUGCAGAAAUUGCCGAACUUAAGAAUACUCUUGAACAAUCUCAGAAUUCUUCUGUCGAAGCUCUUGAUCGCCAGCAAAAGCAAAUUGAAGCAGAGAUUGCCAAACUGGAGCAAGAAAAAGUCUCACUUACUGAUGAAUUAGAGAAAUUCAAGCAACUUUUAGCAUCACAACAAUCAGAUUUCGAUUCAAUGAUGCAGAAAGCGGAAAAAAUGAAGCAGCAGAUCAUAGAAUCCCAUCAGAAAGAGCUCCAGAACCUCCAAGCCCAAUUAGCGAACUCCCAGAAGCAGCAUCAAGAUGAAUUAAACGCAAUUCGCACCCAAAUGGAGAAAGAAGAGAAAGAACAUAACGAAGAAGUCAAGAAACGCAAAGAAGAACUCGAACUCGAGAAGCAGAAAUACCAGAAGCAACUAGAAGAGUUCGAAGCCGCAGCAAAAGCAAAUGCAGCAGCAUCAGACCAAAAGAACGCUCAGUUGGCCGAAGAACACAAAAACGCUUUGGAAACAUUGGACAGCCAGCACACAGAGUACAUCGAGAACGCAAGGAAAAAGGAGAGAGAAGUGCACGCGGAGAUGAUUGAGUUGCAAAAGAAACAUCUCGCGGAUUCCACGAAAAUCAGAAAUGAAAUGGAACAAGAACUGGAACAAUCAAGGCAAAAGAUCGAUGAAAUGAAGAAACAACAUAUGGCGGAGAUCAAAAAGAUGAAGGAAGAACACGACAAGAAAAUGGUUGAUUACCAACAACAACUUCGUGAUUCAUCAAGUAACUCAAUAAAUGAAUUAGAGAAACUAUUAAAAGACGCUGCAAGAUUGAGAAUAGAAACAGAAGCAGUGAAAAUAGAACAUAAACAAAAGAUGGCAGAAAUCGAUCACAAACUCGAUGUCGAUUUCAAUGUACUUAAAAUGAAACAUGGAGCAGCAAUGAACAUGUUAGAUCGAGAAUAUGAUUUGAAAAUCAAGUCAAUUGAUGCAGGACAUCUCGCGCAAAUGGAGAAAGCAAAGAAACAACAUUUGUUGGACAUGAAACGCAUCGAAGAAGAAGGCCAAUUAAACUUGAAAUUGGAUACAGAGAAACAAAAAUUCGAAACAGAAAAGAAGAGAUCAAAUGAAUUAGAACAAAUGAGAGAACAAUGGGAUAAAGAAUUGGCUGAUUUAAGACUCCAAAUUGAAGUUAAAACAGCAGAAAAGAAUGCAAUCGAUGCACAAUUAAAACGUGAAGUUGAAGAGAAAAAUGCAAAGAUUGCAGAACUUAAAGCUGAAAUGUCUCAAUUGGAGAUGAAUUGGGCAGACGAGAAAGAACAAUUAAAGAGAGAUUGGACAACGAAAUUGGAGAAUUUAAGGAAACAAUUCGCUGAAGAAGAGAAACAAAAUGAAGAUGCAAGAAGAAUGAAGAAAGAAGAUUACCAGAAGACAUUGGACAGAUUAAAGAUAGAACUAGCUGAUGCAGAAGAGUUUAAGACAAAGGAAUUGGCGAGAAUAAGAAAAGAAACUGAAGAAGAAACUAAAAGAGGUGAAGCAGAAUUAAAGAAACUUCAACUUGAAAUGAACAAAAUUUCGGCAGAAAAAGGUGCAGCAAUCAAAGAAUUGGAAGGAAAAAUAAGCAAAUUCGAUGGAGAAACACAAAAGAAACUAAACGAAGUCGAACAAAGAAGAAAGAAAGAAGUAGACGCGUUGACAGAAGAAUUGAAACAAAUCAGACAAAAUGGAAAAAGAGAAGUCGAAGAACUCAACCAAGCAUUGUUAAAUUCUUCACACGAACACCAAAGAAAACUGUUCGAAAUGAAGAUGAUGUACGAACAAGCACAAAUAGAUGCACAGUUCGAGCUCCAAGAAUUCGAAAGACAACAAAACGCAGAAUUGGCUGAACUCCAAAACCAGCAACAACACGAAUUGGAAUUGUUAAAUAUCGAGCUGCAACAAAUACAGAAUCAAACAGAUUACAUAAGACAGCAACACCAUGAAAGAAUGACUCAAUUGCAGGAAGACCACAAGAAGAGAAUGUCCGAACAAUCAGCGGAAUUCGAGAAGAGAAAGGAAGCUUUGGAAGGAGAAGGAAAGAGAUUAAUUGCUGCAAAAGAAAAAAUUGUUCAGGACUUGGAACAAUCCGUCAAAGAAUGGGAAGAAAAACUCAAAUUCAAAGAUGCAAGACCAGAAGAUUUGGAACAUAUCCAGAGAUUGGAAGAAAUUGUUCAGGAAAGAACAGAUGCAUUGGCUAAAUAUCAGGCAGAAUUCAAACAAUAUGAAAGAGAAAUAACUGAGCAUGAAAAUGCUUAUAGUAAGUUGUUCGCUCAAAGACCAAGUGCAAACUCUUUGUCUCACGCACCAACAACUUCGAGAUUGUCGAAGAAAGAAGUUUCUGCUGUUUCAUCUGCUAAAAAACUCCCUCCUUUACUCGAUAGAACAGAAACACCAAGAAAGAGAACUCCGAUGUAA